AUGUCACCAUCCAAGCAAGACCCGCCCGUGGCCGCAAGCAACGGAGUCUGCUCCAUGAGAGCGUAUUGCUGGGGACUCCUGUUUUGGAUGCCAAUCCAGGCCUUGCUGACGAGCUUUAUUUUCACAAGUGGGCGCUCGCCCGUGCUUGGAAGUGAGUCGCCAUCUUCGACUGAGAUUCCGCGGGCAAAGACUCCAACUCCAACGAGGGGUCCAAGUCCAGUCCCUGAGGCCGAAGAAGGAGAAUCUGGGCUGAUCAAGAAAUUGGAGGCAAAUGCUCAAGCCAAAAUUGCCGAGCGAUGGGCUUUUCUCUCGUCCUCGGUUGCUUACGAAGCCGCAAACUACAAGAAGCUCUCGCUUGCGAGCCACGUGGCAGUGUCCCUCCUCGUGGAACCCCACUACCCGUGCCUCUGGACGCUGGAUAAGUACCCCUCUGCUCGCCAGCGCCACGAGGGAGGCAAAUGGACGUGUGGUCUGCCGGAGAUGGCCUCACGAGCUCCAGGAGGUCCCGAGGAGUGCGUGGUGUACUCCGUGGGCUCCGAUGGUAACGAUGAGUUCGAGAAGCGCGUGCGCAGUUUAACGCAACAAGCUUGCCAGAUCCACAUCUUCGACCCCACCGUCAGCGGCAGAGGUUUGGAACGGAUGAAGGGCUGGGGGUCCAGUUUCCACACCGUGGGCCUCGGGACGGUUGAUGGCGUCGUGUCCUUAAGAACUGGUGGGAGACGAGACGGCAUGAGCUUUCCAGUACAGACACUGGCAACGACGAUGGCCAAGCUACAUCACAGCUAUAUCGAUGUCCUGAAGAUAGACUGCGAGGGCUGCGAGUGGGAUCUCUUCACCACACUUCCCUGGGAGACGCUGCGCAUUGGGCAGCUGCUUAUCGAGAUUCAUGACCAGCAGGGUGCCAAGAAGCUGCCGCAGCUUCUCGAGGUUUUCGAUCGCCUGCACAAGGCUGGAUUCUACAUCUUCUCGGCAGAGCCAGUGAAUUCAGUGGCAGUGGGCCAAUAUGAGAUCUCUUUGCUUCAUCGGGAUUGGCAACCGAUGGCACCUCCACCAGUGAAGCAUGCUUUGUAG
Messenger RNA from Symbiodinium natans, 1071 nucleotides. The record is from the annotation of a GenBank genome assembly. Lineage: Eukaryota; Dinophyceae; Suessiales; Symbiodiniaceae.